CUCUCUUUUCCUGCUCCUAUCGUGGACGGUGGAUUGGUUAUGAUCGUGCCUUGGGUGCUUUUACCCGCGAUUGGGAGAGCGAUCUCCAAGGACGCGCCCGCGGGUGGGUUGCGAGCUGCCACCGGAAGUUGGGCUAGGCGAAGCGUAGUGCAACUUGGUCGCCGCCGAUGUGUCAGCGUUCCCACCCCACUCGGCACCUCUGCGUGCGUCACGCGCCUCGCGCUGCGACGAUUUUCUUCGAGGGGCCGCUACUGUACUGCGACCAUCAGAAGCGCAUCGCGUCGCGAAUCACGCGUGAUGCGUACACCGGAUGCUCUCCUGUUCAUUCGAGAUUUCGGCCCGCUUUUUCUUUUUUCUCCUAUUCCUUUUUCCUUCUUGCCAGCAAUCCAGGGGAAAAGAGAGGCUGGAGUUAUAAACAUAUAUUUUUCAUCCUUCUUUUUAUACUGUGCAAGGAAUUUUCUCCUUUGUUGUGUGGUACGUCCGAAUCAAGCAACACGCCAGGGCGUCAUGAAACAAUCCUGCCUUGAUUCUUGACGCCACAAGACGCUGAUCCAUCCGUUUCCAGAUUUACAGAAAAAAGUAGUGCCUUGUGGGAUAAGGUGAUGAUACUAUAUUACUACGUACUUGAAUCCACGGAAUGGUAAGGGGGGCGAUCGCUGGCCUAGGAUGAAACUGCGGUUGCAUCUGCUGGUCCUGUGCGUGAUCAUCAUAUUUCUGGUGUACAACAUGGCAAACUAUCAACAUAGGCAGACAACGUUGGAAGCAAAAUCUCGACCAUUUGAUACAGUGACAGUGUCUGACAGAGCUGCUGUUAAGGUGUCUGAAAAAGCUGUUGCUAGGAUUGGUUAUUUGCCCCAUAGUAUAGUGGAGCCAUACUCCGACAUGGAGUUGAAGCCAUUGUGGUUGACAAGAAGCGCGCAGUCACAGCAGGAGUCUAACCACAAUGAUCGGUGUUUGAUUGCCAUCGCUGCUGGUAUAAAUCAGAAAAAAAAUGUGGAUGCUAUUAUGAAGAAGUUUCUUCUAGAAAAUUUUACAGCUAUAUUGUUCCACUAUGAUGGGAAUGUCAAUGAGUGGAAUGAUCUACCGUGGAGCAAAAGUGUGAUACACAUAGCAGCUUCUAACCAGACAAAAUGGUGGUUUGCAAAGAGAUUUCUCCACCCUGCUGUUGUCUCCAUGUAUCAGUAUAUCUUUCUUUGGGAUGAAGAUCUGGAAGUAGAUAAUUUCAACCCAAGAAGAUACUUAAAUAUAGUUAAAUCAGAAGGGCUGGAGAUAUCACAACCAGGUCUUGACUCUAAACUGUCUGAAAUUCAUCACCGGAUAACUGUUCGCAAAAAAACAGGGAGUUUUCACAGAAGAGUUAGUCGGGCUAACAAAGAAUGCUCAAGAGAAGGACCGCCUUGUUCUGGAUGGGUUGAGGGCAUGGCACCAGUUUUCUCAAAAUCUUCUUGGCAAUGUGCGUGGCAUCUUAUCCAGAAUGAUCUUAUCCAUGGAUGGGGCAUUGAUUACAAGUUUGGGUAUUGUGCUCAGGGUGAUAGGACAAAAAACAUUGGAGUAGUUGAUAGUGAAUUUAUAGUUCAUCGAGGAGUGCAGACAUUAGGAGGUUCUGCAAUAGCAAAGGAUGGUACUCAUGGCAAAAACACCCAUCCACUCCGUCAGAAAACUGCUCAAGUGCAACAAACGAGAGCGAGGGCAGCAGGCCUCGACAUGAGAACAAAGGUCCGGAGAAAAUCACGAUCGGAGCUUCUUGAUUUCCAGAAGCGUUGGGACCGGGCUGCAAGGGAAGACAAAACAUGGGUUGAUCCAUUUGCACGCUCCCGACAAAAACGGAGAAACAGAAUCCAACAGUAGAUUGACAUAAUCGUCAUAGUUACUAAAUUUUUCAGUUGCACCGUCGAUUUAGAGUGUACGAUAUUCGGUUGCAUAAUUCAUUCAGAUAAAAUCUUGUCGAUCUAACGCGUGUUUACAGGCGAAUUCUGCAGAUAAGGCGAAUUCUGCAUAUAUUUAUUAAAGUCAAAGGACGAAAAGAUGACCACACGCGUGAGUUUUGGGUGGGACGUGUGGAUUGUGCGUGUACUAGAUGCCACUUGUGCACUAGAUGUCUUGCUGGUUUCCUCGAGGCUUCUGGCAUGGGUGCUUUCGUGUGUUGUUUCAGCAUAUCUGAAGCUGAAUAUGUCACCUGGCGAACUCUAUUGGAUUUUGCCUGCUCUUUCAAAAUUCAUGUUGAUUGUGCCAUUCACUGAAA
This is a messenger RNA of Phragmites australis (common reed), 2242 nucleotides long. RefSeq lists its product as uncharacterized. Bases 667 to 1848 code for a protein of 393 amino acids. The transcript has 16 exons. NCBI's taxonomy places the organism in Eukaryota, Viridiplantae, Streptophyta, Magnoliopsida, Poales, Poaceae. The record is from RefSeq and is a predicted model, not a curated record.